This is a messenger RNA of Ilex paraguariensis (yerba mate), 232 nucleotides long. NCBI's taxonomy places the organism in Eukaryota, Viridiplantae, Streptophyta, Magnoliopsida, Aquifoliales, Aquifoliaceae. The record is from the annotation of a GenBank genome assembly.
AUGAUGAUUGUGAAAAACUAUUUAGAAAGCAGGUUUGUGAAGAAAGAGGAUGUCAUCAGAUCCGGUGAAACACUUGAAUUCGAUGCUUAUCUAGUUGACAUUGGGGAUCCUCAUGGAGAUCACAAACCUAUACCUAAUUUGAAUUUCCAAGGAAGAGAUAAAAAGAAUGCUAAUUCAGGGAAGAAUAAAGCACCAUCAAGUAAUCUGAGUCCAUCACAAAAAAUUAUCAGAG